GAGUCAACAAUAAAAUUUUCAGUCAGCUUUGAGACGCAGCAGCCACAGCAGCAACAGUAGUAGAGAAUUUUCCCAACAGGAUGCGGAGUCGCACGGAACUGGUGACCACCACUUUCGAGGAGAGCGACGAGGAGGACUUCAGUCCGGACGAUGACUCCGACUCGGAGGAGGACUGGCGGCCCACCAAGAAGCGUCCGACCAAGCCAGCUGGCACCGAAGGCGGCAGGAAGCGGAAAUCGGCGGCAGUCAAUGCCUCGAAGGCGAAGCGCCGCCUGGCCAAGGUGAGCGACGAGGAGUCCGACGACCAGGAUGACCUAGAAACGGAUCCCAGCGACGACGACUUUGACUUUCCCUCGACGAGCACUUCAAAAAGGCCCCAAAGUCUGCCGCCCAAGAAGCAGUUCGUCAAGCUAAGCCAACUGGAUUUGCUGGUAAAGAAGUCUGAUCUUUUGGAAAACGACUGGCUCAAGAACAAUCGAUUGUGUCUGUGGCGUAAGGACGAGCAGACGAAUCUGCUCCAGAAGUAUCUGCGUGUAAAAUCGGCCUCUGAGGAGGAGGAAAUGCUCUUCACCUCCAGUUCGGUGUAUUCCAGUUGGGAUGACCAGCAGGCGAGCGAUUUCAUAGAGGUCAAAGUCAACUGCUUGGAUCCCAAUAACAGACGCAUUAAACUACACGAUCUAGAGGCGGUUAAGAAAAUCUCUGAGGAAUUGCAAUCGGAGAGGGAAAAAUCGUCAACAUCGGAAAAAGAAGAAGCUUCGGAGGCGGAAGAUGAAUAGCCAGAUGAAGAUGAUUCUUAAACAACUAUUAAA
This is a messenger RNA of Drosophila elegans, 809 nucleotides long. RefSeq lists its product as uncharacterized. The coding region runs from base 81 to 776 and encodes 231 amino acids. The record is from RefSeq and is a predicted model, not a curated record. NCBI's taxonomy places the organism in Eukaryota, Metazoa, Arthropoda, Insecta, Diptera, Drosophilidae. The transcript is spliced from 2 exons.